AUGGAGCCGAUUUCCCUCCACUUCGCCGGCGAAUGGGGUCCGAGGAAGAUGGAGCUGCUGGCGUUCCUUCUUGUUUGGUUCGUUUGGAGGGCGAUGGGGACCGAAACCACCCAGGGAUUUUUCACCCCGAAGAAAUACAAUAUGAAGAUCACGACACCGAUUUCCGAGUUUCCCGUUCUUUCUGAGCUUCAGUGCGCCAUGGGUUGCACGCGAAAUUGGACGUGUCUCAGCUACUCUGUGACACGGGGGGCGGGGGGCGGGGCUUUCACAUGCCGCUUCGGAUACAGAUACGACGAACCGAGGACUGCCGAUGCAGACAGCCAAUUCUUCUACAGAGAAGUACCAGCAGGUUACAACCUGGUGCCUGGAACGGGGAGCUAUGUGAAAAUGACCAUCAAAAGCGGAAAAUCAGCCGCUGCCGCGACUGCGUGCAAGAAUGAAGGCGCUCAACUCGUCUCCUCCAACAAUGCAACAGUGAACAGCUACGUAAGGCAGCUACGACAAAAUGUAUCACCUGGCGCAACUAUAUGGGUCGGUGGGCAGAUGGGCAAGAAUAAGUACCAAUGGGUGUUUCCAGAUGGUACGACACUGACUGUCACAGGACCAAGCCAAUCCUACUUCUGCAAGGACCAACCCUCCGGUGAUGGCCCUUGUCUCCAUCUUCUUGACCAUGCUGGCGGUAAUAAGGAGAGUGCAAAGUAUCAUGUCUGUUCGCAUCAUCAUGUCACCAUCACCGGCUUCUCCGUAGUGGCAGAGUUCAGUGGAUAUCACUAA
This is a messenger RNA of Darwinula stevensoni, 774 nucleotides long. NCBI's taxonomy places the organism in Eukaryota, Metazoa, Arthropoda, Ostracoda, Podocopida, Darwinulidae. The record is from the annotation of a GenBank genome assembly.